Linum trigynum is the source of this 321-nucleotide messenger RNA. Lineage: Eukaryota; Viridiplantae; Streptophyta; Magnoliopsida; Malpighiales; Linaceae. The record is from the annotation of a GenBank genome assembly.
AUGGAGCCAUUGAUUGGAGAGGAGGAAGAAGUUUUGAGAGAGCAGGAGGUCGUGCAGGCAGAUCACGACGAGGAGGACGAGUUGGAGCUUACUCAUGAUAAUAAUGAGACUCAUGGCUUACAUGACAUGCAUGGGAGCAGCACGCAAGAAGAUUCUUCUAGUGAUGAAAAUGGUGAGGCAGUUGAGACGGUGGCAGAGCCUCCCUUAAGGCGUAGAACUCGGAACAGACGUCCCCCUUCGGCUCUGAUGGACAUUUAUGAAACCGAGUUACUGGGGCAGCCACGUGAAGAGACGGCGGUGACAUAUCCCAUGGCGAAUUAG